Armigeres subalbatus is the source of this 824-nucleotide messenger RNA. RefSeq lists its product as uncharacterized. NCBI's taxonomy places the organism in Eukaryota, Metazoa, Arthropoda, Insecta, Diptera, Culicidae. The coding region runs from base 98 to 697 and encodes 199 amino acids. The transcript has 2 exons. The record is from RefSeq and is a predicted model, not a curated record.
UCGACUGACAAUCGGACGCUAAUAGCGAUAAAAUCAAUAAAUUAGUUCGAUUACAUCGUCGAGAAAUCAGUAGUGUCUUACCAGCAGUCAUUCCAUCAUGACCAAUUUCGCAAAGUGUUUGGCGGUCAUUCUUUUGCUGCAAACGUGCUCCUCGAAUCACACAGAAACUCUCUCACAACAGCGUGAAAAGCGAUGGUUGACAUUCAUUCCAAACGGCGGAACUUCCAAAAUUAUUCUCGGUUGUGCCUGGCCGGUCCAUUUCCAUCACAAAUUGGCUCGUAGACUCAACAUGGGAAUGAACCUUCAAGCCAACUAUAGAUUACCAUCGACCAUCGUCUGGCCCGUGCCGACCAGCAUCUUCCAGAACCGACUGAACAACGACUAUGUAGACAACAGUCGCAUCCAGUUGUACCAGCUUCUUGAAAGGAUGUUCGACUCUUACGGUACCAAUGGACAUGAGUGUGUGCUGAGAACAAUAUGCGAGGUAGCCGAGACCCCUCUCCACGAUAGUGGCGUUUUUGGUGAACUGAUGGAUGUGAUUUUCACACCAUACAAAUCGGAACAAUUGAACCAAAGCUACUACGAUGCACGGUUAUAUGGCCUAAACGGAACGGAUUGUGUCGAGCUCUAUAAGCGGUGCCCAUUAGGGUCUGGAUUGCUGGAGAAAAUGUCCAUCUUAUAUUCGUCCUUCAGUUGAAAUAAAAAGAACCGAUAUAAGUGGAUUACGUGUUGAUGGGAAAUAUGCACUUCAUGAGUAGGGGUAGACCCCCAGCGCCGGACACCUCCCAAUACCGGACACUUCUCAAAAAGACACUUGCAGAGGU